AUGACUCAUAAGUGCGAUUAGGUCAAAACCCCGCGCUAAUUAGUUGUCUAUAAUAUCUAUAUCACUUGCGAGCCUUGGAAACAACUGCUCGCCGCAACGUUUUUCUCGUUAAUAAACUUCCCCUUUGAUUAUUCUCUCUGAGAAAUUGUGAUGGAAGAAGAUUGGGUUGCAGGGCAAUUUCUUACUUAUCGGCGUAGAAACUGCUUCCAUUUUCUCUGCUUAAGUUAGUGCAGGGCCAUCAUUUGUCUGAACUAGAGCUCGUUGCCAUCACCAUAGCCAUCGGAUAUGCUUGGUGAAAAGAGGCAGACGUUGAUGUGUUGAGGAUUCAAAAGCAUUGAGCAUUAUUCGAGAGAUGGUGCCACUGAAAGACAUAGUGCCAGCAGCACAGAACAACAUAAACACGAGGUUCAUACUUUUGGACAAAGGCAUCGUCAAAACUACAACUACUACUUCAUCACAAGCCCAAAACAAGACAUGCUUGGCGCUAGUGGCGGACGAGACUGCGGCGGUUCACUUCCAGCUGUGGGGGAACGAGUGCGACGCCUUUGAGCCCGGUGACAUCGUGCAGUUGAGCAAUGGCAUCUUCUCUUACUGCAGGAACAACCUUUUGCUCAGGGCAGGCAAGAGAGGCAAAAUUGAGAAGGUUGGGGAAUUUCUGAUGGCAUAUGUUGAGACGCCGAAUUUGAGUGAGAUUCGUUGGGUUCCUGACCCUAAUAAUUCCAAGAAGUACAUUCAGGAGGCUGUGAUCUCCCCACAUUCUCGUAUAUUUCCUCCCAAAUACUGAUCCAUGAAGAAGAAGUUCUGUAUUGAAAAACCGCAAACGCGAGUGUAGUCAUAUUGUCUAGAGCUGAUGUGUUUUUUCUACCAAGAGCGGCGCUAGAAGUAGAAAACUACAUAGGGGCCGGCUAAUUUCGUUUACUUGUAGUGUGAAGUGAAAUUUAGGCGUUGUGGGCGAUGAUCUCCUUGUUCAUAUGAGGAGAAAUGCUUGAGGAUUUGUGUAUAGUGAUUGGGUUUGGUUCUGCAGUCAUACCAUUGCAACCAAAUCUGUUUUUUUUUUUCAUUUCUUCUUAAUAUUUCGUAGGUAUUUUAAACAUUGUCCACGACAUUCAGAAAAAAAAUAAAAAA
Malus domestica (apple) is the source of this 1125-nucleotide messenger RNA. RefSeq lists its product as uncharacterized. Gene Ontology annotation, molecular function: DNA binding. NCBI's taxonomy places the organism in Eukaryota, Viridiplantae, Streptophyta, Magnoliopsida, Rosales, Rosaceae. Gene Ontology annotation, biological process: mitotic cell cycle checkpoint signaling; response to ionizing radiation; double-strand break repair via homologous recombination. Gene Ontology annotation, cellular component: SOSS complex. The record is from RefSeq and is a predicted model, not a curated record.